Carlito syrichta (Philippine tarsier) is the source of this 791-nucleotide messenger RNA. Its product is annotated as HRAS-like suppressor 3. Gene Ontology annotation, molecular function: glycerophospholipid phospholipase A1 activity; A2-type glycerophospholipase activity. The transcript has 4 exons. Gene Ontology annotation, cellular component: cytoplasm. Gene Ontology annotation, biological process: N-acylphosphatidylethanolamine metabolic process. NCBI's taxonomy places the organism in Eukaryota, Metazoa, Chordata, Mammalia, Primates, Tarsiidae. The record is from RefSeq and is a predicted model, not a curated record. The coding region runs from base 1 to 627 and encodes 208 amino acids.
AUGCGUCAGGGGCUAUUCUUGAGUUCACUGCAGGAUAACAGGGACGGGGCAGCCUUGAAGUCGACAUGUGAAAAGGACGGCGAAGACAAAGUUUCAGUACUCAGGCACCCGCGUUGGUGCCCCCAUCAGCACAGCCGGGGGGAAAGAGACGAGCCAGAGCCCAAGCCUGGAGAUCUGAUUGAGAUUUUCCGCCCUUUCUACAGACACUGGGCCAUCUACGUUGGCGAUGGCUACGUGGUCCACCUGGCCCCCCCAAGUGAAGUCGCGGGGGCUGGUGCGGCCAGCGUCAUGUCCGCCCUGACUGACAAGGCCAUCGUGAAGAAGGAACUGCUGUACGAUGUGGCCGGGAGAGACAAGUACCAGGUCAACAACAAACACGAUGACAAGUACUCACCGCUGCCUCCCAGCAAAAUCGUCCAGCGUGCGGAGGCGCUGGUGGGGCAGGAGGUCCUCUACAAGCUGACCAGCGAGAACUGCGAACACUUCGUCAACGAGCUGCGCUACGGGGUUGCCCGCAGUGAUCAGGUCAGAGAUGUCGUCAUAGCAGCAGGCAUCGCAGGAGUGGGCUUGGCAGCCAUGGGCCUCAUUGGAGUCAUGUUCUCAAGAAACAAGCGACAAAAGCAAUAAGUGAAAAGGACAGUCCCGUCGUCAAUGACUCUAUACAUUGCAGGGUCUUGUUUUGCUAGAGAGUUUGGCAUUUGGUUUCUGGAUUCCAUUCUGUUUUAUAAGGCUUAUUUUCACAGAAUAAAAUAAAGCACAGUAUGGGAGGAUGUUAUUGGGGGAAAUGCAGC